Messenger RNA from Sturnus vulgaris (Common starling), 1617 nucleotides. Lineage: Eukaryota; Metazoa; Chordata; Aves; Passeriformes; Sturnidae. The record is from RefSeq and is a predicted model, not a curated record.
AUGUUCCCCAAAAAACCCUACGGCAGCGGCUACGGGCCACCACCCACGGCCACUUACGGGCCACCAACGACGACUUAUGGGCCACCAACAACGGGCGACUACGGCUACGACUUCAGCGCCCGCUCGCCGCCUCCUCCGGGCUCCUACUACAUGGAGGAGUCGCCGCAGCUUUUCUACAAGUGGUCGUCGCCGCCGGGGCUGGUGAAGGUGCUGGAGGUGCUGGUCCUCGUGCUGUGCGUGGCCAUCUUCGCCUGCGUGGCCUCCACGCUGGCCUGGGAGUACGGCUACGGCUUUGGCUACGGCAGCGGCGUUUUUGGCAACGGCCUGGGAGGUUAUUACGGCUCGGGUUAUUACGGCGGCGGCGUUAAUUACGGAUAUGGCUACGGUGGCUACUACGGAGGGGCCACCAACCCGCGCACGGCCAACGGUUUCAUGAUCGCCAUGGCCGUGCUGUGUUUCCUAGCCCAGUUGGGUUUGUUGGUGGCCAGUUUGAGCAAAGCCAGCGGGUCGCGCUCGCGGAGGUUUUACCUGGUGGUGUUGGUGGCCAGCGCGGUGCUGGCUUUGGUGAUGUUGGUGGCCAGCAUCGUGUACGUGGUGGGAGUCAAUCCCCAGGCGCAGAUGAGCGGUGGUGGCUACUACUACAGCCCGCUGCUAGCCAUGUGCAGCCAGGUGUACGCCGGGGGCACCGUGCUCAACCAGUACCUGUAUCACUACUGCACCGUGGACCCGCAGGAGGCUGUUGCCAUCGCCUGUGGGUUCCUGAUCGUUCUCCUGCUCUGCCUCAUCUGCGUCUUCGCCCACCAAACCCGGAGCAAAAUCUGGAAAUACGGAAAACCCAACAUUUAUUGGGAUAAAAUCCCGAGCAGCCCCGAGGGGCCCGACGUGGAGGAGUGGGUGAGUCCCGGGAAUUUGGGAAUUUUGGGGAAUUUUGGGAUUUUUGGGAUCUGUAGGAUCCAUCCUGCCCUUUUCAAUGGGAGUGGAGGAGUGGGUGAGUCCUGGGAGUUUUGGGGAAUUUUGGGGUUUUUGGGAUCUGUAGGAUCCAUCCUGCCCCUUUUCAAUGGGAGUGGAGGAGUGGGUGAGUCCCAGGAUUUUGGGAAUUUUGGAGUUUUUUGGGAUUUUUGGGAAUGGGAUCUUUCCCAGCCCUUUUCAUGGAUUGACCCCCCCAGCCCCUCGGAGCCCCAGGACCGGGACCCCAAGCCCCCCGCCCGCCGUGGUCGCCGCGGUCGCCGCCCGGCCGAGCCCGAGGAGUCUCGGCAGUCCCAGUGCUCCCAGUGCUCCCAGUACGACACCGAGCCCACCACGGCCCCCGAGUCCGGAGACGAGCACGACGGGGACAGCCAGGAGUGGCACAGGCUGUACCCCCCGGUGAGCUCGCCCUCCUCCCGCCGUCGCUACAAGGAGGAUUUUGCGCUGGGGCUGCGGCGCUACAAGGAGCUCUGUGCACAGCUGGACGCGCUGGGCCAGCAGCUGGCACAGCUGGAGCAGCAGCUGGAGCAGCUGCCCGAGGACAGCGCCCAGUACCAGGCCCUGGCCGAGGAGUACAAUCGCCUCAAGGACCUGAAGUGGUUUGUUAUUCCCGGCACCAUUCCCGGCGCCAUUACAUCCAACUCCCAGUAA